AUGGAUUGCCACGAGCUUCUGCGCUUACACUCGCUACGCGCACACACCGCAGACUGCCUUUAUUCUCGCUUCCUUGCCAGCGGCGCUCUGGCCGUAUUUGGCCUCUUCACCUUGCUCUUCGCCGGAGACAAGUCGCGCAGAAGCAAGAAGCACGGUUUUGACAAAGACACGAGUUCUUUCCCGUUCACCAAUAACGAGUCGUACCGAGCCAAGAAGAAGAAGGUCAAGGGCAUCUAA
Parascedosporium putredinis is the source of this 237-nucleotide messenger RNA. The record is from the annotation of a GenBank genome assembly. NCBI's taxonomy places the organism in Eukaryota, Fungi, Ascomycota, Sordariomycetes, Microascales, Microascaceae.